Molecule: messenger RNA, 1655 nt
Organism: Onychomys torridus (southern grasshopper mouse)
Lineage: Eukaryota; Metazoa; Chordata; Mammalia; Rodentia; Cricetidae
Gene: Ift57
Product: intraflagellar transport 57
Exons: 11
Coding region: 164-1453 (429 amino acids)
Biological process (GO): non-motile cilium assembly; intraciliary transport
Cellular component (GO): Golgi apparatus; intraciliary transport particle B; centrosome
Source: RefSeq, a predicted model, not a curated record
GGCAGGCUGGGCGCGAAGGAGGCGGGGUCUGGUUGCCGUGGUGACCGGCUGCCCGGCGGUCUCCAGGUAACGGUGGCGGCUGUGGGGUCUACGCGGUGCUGGCGGCGGAGGCCGCGGAGAUCCUGGCCCGAGCCCACGCCUGGCUCUGUGGGCCUGAGCUGCGAUGGCUGCCGCGGCAGCGGUGAUCUCGCCGUCGGGCUUGGAAGAUGGGGUGUCUCGGGCUCGCGGGGAAGGCGCAGGGGAGGCGGUGGUGGAGCGCGGGCCCGGCGCGGCCUACCACAUGUUCGUGGUGAUGGAGGACUUGGUGGAGAAGCUGAAGCUGCUCCGCUACGAGGAGGAGCUCCUCCGAAAGAGCAAUCUGAAGCCCCCGUCCAGACACUACUUUGCUCUGCCUACCAAUCCAGGUGAGCAGUUCUACAUGUUUUGCACUCUUGCUGCGUGGCUGAUCAACAAAACAGGGCGUCCCUUUGAGCAGCCUCAGGAAUACGAUGAUCCCAAUGCAACUAUAUCUAACAUACUCUUUGAGCUUCGCUCGUUUGGGAGGACUGCAGAUUUCCCUCCUUCAAAAUUAAAGUCUGGAUAUGGAGAACAUGUAUGCUAUGUUCUUGACUGUUUAGCUGAGGAAGCAUUAAAAUAUAUUGGUUUCACUUGGAAAAGGCCAUCAUACCCAGUGGAAGAGUUAGAAGAAGAAACUGUUCCAGAAGAUGAUGCAGAAUUAACAUUAAGUAAAGUAGAUGAAGAAUUUGUGGAAGAGGAGACAGAUAAUGAAGAAAACUUCAUUGAUCUCAACGUUUUAAAGGCCCAGACCUAUCGCCUGGACACAAACGAGUCUGCCAAACAAGAAGAUAUUUUGGAAUCUACGACAGAUGCUGCGGAAUGGAGUCUAGAAGUGGAACGUGUCCUGCCCCAGCUGAAAGUCACGAUCAGAACAGACAAUAAGGACUGGAGGAUCCACGUUGACCAAAUGCACCAGCACAAAAGUGGAAUUGAAUCUGCUCUAAAGGAAACCAAGGGAUUUUUGGACAAGCUCCAUAAUGAAAUUAGCCGGACUCUGGAGAAGAUUGGUAGCCGAGAAAAGUACAUCAACAAUCAACUGGAGCACCUGGUUCAAGAAUAUCGUGGGGCCCAGGCCCAGCUGAGUGAGGCAAGGGAGCGCUACCAGCAGGGGAAUGGCGGAGUGACUGAAAGGACGAGACUCCUGUCUGAGGUUACGGAAGAAUUAGAAAAGGUAAAACAGGAAAUGGAGGAGAAGGGCAGCAGCAUGACGGAUGGCACUCCUUUGGUGAAGAUUAAGCAGAGCUUGACCAAGCUGAAGCAGGAAACCGUCCAGAUGGACAUUAGAAUUGGGGUUGUGGAGCACACCCUGCUGCAGUCCAAGCUGAAGGAGAAGAGCAACAUGACUAGAGACAUGCAUGCGGCUGUUACCCCAGAGUCAGCGAUAGGCUUCUAUUAAAACAUACGGGCUUUCAUGCUUCUGAUUAUUUGUUUUUUCUAUCAAAUUAUUUUUUAAUAUUGCAUGGAUUUCCCAACACAAUUUAUACCUCUCAAGCAUGUUGAGUGGAUAUUUUAUUGUAUCAUGGUGAUUAUGAUGGCUAAAGCCGUUACAAUGAAUCUAGUAUUUAAUAAAGUACUUAAAAAUUCUCAUGUUCAAAAAA